UACACCACUUCUACAACUACAACCACACACACACACAUUCUUUAACAUUCACAUAUCUCUAUCUGCACUGCUGAACACGAGCACAUUUAUACAUGAAGAAUGAGGUGGAGAUAAGAAUCCUGUGGCUGCACCCAUCCAGAACCUCUAGGAAGAGUGGGCUAAACACUGAGAGUGCAGACUGGCAGGAGUGAAACAGAAGAGACCCUAUGAUGAGGAUAAGGACAUAUUCCAGAGCAGACAUUCUGCAAAAGUUCCAUGCACAUUGUCAGUCUCUCGCAGACAACGACAAUGCAGGAUAUCGAAGGGAAUUUGAGGAAAUGGAUGACACUGGGCAAGGUUACCCAUGUAGAGCUGGAGAGCUGGAUGCCAACAAAGAUAAAAACAGAUACCCCUUCAUCUUACCCUAUGAUCACUGCAGGGUUAAGCUCUCUCUGCUGGAGUCUCAGCCACACUCAGACUAUAUCAACGCCAGCUUUGUGCCCGGUGGCUGCUCUGAACAGGACUUCAUCUGUACCCAGGCCCCUUUACGAUCAACCAUGGCUGAUUUCUGGAGGAUGGUUUGGGAGCAAAACGUCCAAGUAAUUGUUAUGGUGACGGCACUGAGAGAGCGUGGCAAGAUUAUGUGUAAUCAGUACUGGCCCCCUGAGAGAGGCACAGGCUGUUACGGUGCAGUUCAGGUCACCACAAUAUCCUGUCAGCGUGGACGCGAGUACUACAUCACCACCCUCCACCUGCGACAGCAUGGCUGUGCUACAGAGCGGCGGGUUAUACAUUACCUGUAUCCAGGCUGGCCUGAUCAGGGUGUUCCUGAUGACCCCAUCUCUCUGUGUGCCUUCACUGAGCAUGUCAGGAAAUACCUGGACAACGCCCCCCGCCUUCGACCAGCGGUGGUGCACUGCAGUGCAGGAGUAGGUCGCUCUGGUUCGUUCGUGGCGUUACUCUGGCUGAUGCAGCUCUGUGUGCGGGGAAUUCCUCCUGAUGUACGCCUGGCGGUCGAGGAUCUGCGUAAACGCAGAGUAUUAAUGGUGCAAAACUUGGAGCAGUACAUACUUGUGCAUCAGUGUCUUUUUCACUGGCUGGGUGGGGAUGUGUUUAAACCAAGUACCCAGAAUGCACAUCUCCCACCCCGCACAUCACAGUCCCAAAGAACCAGACAGUCCAAAAGGGAACGGAGGAGCCAAAGCAGACCCCCCACCACCCACCAGCCCGAAUCGAAACGCUCAUCCGAUCAAGCACCGCACAGAAACCCACCUCAGCGUAGAGGAUGGCGGGCCAUACAGACCACCCUGCAGACAUUCAGCCCCUCUAAGCUCCUGCAGAGGAUCCUGCCCACGUCUUCACAACACACACCUCAGGACACUGCACACAAUCAGCUCUAGCCCCAUCAGACACAGCACCAACAUAAUCAUAACAGACUUGUUCUAUAAAAACUGGGAUUUUGUAUUUUCUUGUAAUAUUCUUGUUUUUUUAUAUUACAUUGUGAAUACUUUAAAAAUAUAACUAAAGGUAUUUCCAAUUUAAUUUAAAAUGAAGUUUAAAUAUUGUGAUUUGAGUUUGUGAUUUUGAAAUAUUUUUUAAAGUAAAAACUUUUUACAAUA
Astyanax mexicanus (Mexican tetra) is the source of this 1598-nucleotide messenger RNA. Its product is annotated as receptor-type tyrosine-protein phosphatase V. Gene Ontology annotation, molecular function: protein tyrosine phosphatase activity. Bases 207 to 1379 code for a protein of 390 amino acids. The record is from RefSeq and is a predicted model, not a curated record. The transcript has 11 exons. Gene Ontology annotation, biological process: protein dephosphorylation. Lineage: Eukaryota; Metazoa; Chordata; Actinopteri; Characiformes; Acestrorhamphidae.